AUGAUAUACUUUCCAAAUGAAACAAGCCGGCAGAAUGAUAGCAAACUGACGCGCUACUUUGGCAGAUUCACAUUCAUAUUACCUCUAUUUCCAAAGCUAUUAGAGUUCUAUAGGAAUCUCGAAGCGCCAACAGCCUUUUCUUCUUCAUCUGAGUCGCCUACACUUCUCGCACAUAUUUUGACAUAUUUGAAUACAUACAAAGCGUCAUUUGCUAGACCGAUCGACUCUCGAUAUGACAUCGUGUUAUUGGGCGGGGCUCUUGGGAGUUUAUUCUCUCUCCUUCAAGCUCUUGCAUCCCCCAUAAUCGGAACCCUCUCGGAUAAAUAUGGUCGUCGAACAGCUCUCCUCGCCAGCAUGACUGGCAAUAUACUCAGCGUCCUCCUCUGGGUUUGCGCCACCGAUUUCCGUACCUUCCUCCUUUCGCGCGUCGUAGGUGGACUUUCGGAAGGCAAUGUUCAACUGGCAAUUGCAAUUGCUACAGAUAUAUCAGACGAGAAACAACGCGGUGCAACGAUGGCAUUGGUGGGAAUCUGCUUUAGCAUAAGCUUUACAUUUGGGCCUGCAUUGGGUGCUUGGCUCAGUACGAUUAGUACUGUGCAGGCAAAUCCUUUUGCUACUGCUGCUGGAUUCUCUUUGUUUUUGAUUGUGACGGAAACACUUUAUUUGUAUUUAUGUUUGCCAGAGACACUGCCCAGUAAAGUUGCUCAGGCUAAGUUAAACGGAGAGCCAACUGCUACGAAUGGGAUUACGAAGGUAGCUGGCUCUUCGGGGGAGAAGACGCAAGCUAGAAUGGUAUCGACGAGUACUACCGGGGUGAAGAAACAGGGAAGAACAAACUCCCACUUCCUCCUCAACCUCACCCAUCUUUCAUUCAUCCUAUUCUUCUCAGGCAUGGAAUUCUCUCUUCCUUUUAUGACAUAUGAUCUUUUUGGUUAUACAUCUGCACUCAAUGGCCGUCUCUUAGGAUAUAUGGGUCUUGUAGCCUCUAUCCUUCAAGGUGGCGUGACUCGACGACUUCCACCGCUCCUUUCCGUUCGCAUAGGUGUGGUAUCAUGCCUAGGGGCUCUAUUUCUCCUCGCCCGCAUCAACACUGUUUCAGGUCUUUAUCUUGCUACUACUCUCCUCGCAGUCACAACCGCAACAGUAGUCACCGGUCUCAAUGCACUCAGCUCGUUUGAAGCAGGCGAGGAUGAAAGGGGUGGAAAGCUUGGAAAUCUGCGAAGUUGGGGGCAGCUCGGAAGAGGUUUAGGACCGUUAUUAUUCACAAGUGUUUAUUGGUGGGCAGGCAGAGAAGUAGCAUACAGUAUUGGCGGACUGGGGCUUAUGGGGGUGGCACUUUUGGUUACUUUUGGCUUGGAAACACCGGGAGGAACAAAAGGAAAGAAGAUUGGUGAUGUUAAGACUGAGGUUCAAGAUUUGUAG
Messenger RNA from Sclerotinia sclerotiorum 1980 UF-70, 1422 nucleotides. RefSeq lists its product as hypothetical. The record is from RefSeq and is a predicted model, not a curated record. The coding region runs from base 1 to 1422 and encodes 473 amino acids. NCBI's taxonomy places the organism in Eukaryota, Fungi, Ascomycota, Leotiomycetes, Helotiales, Sclerotiniaceae. Gene Ontology annotation, biological process: transmembrane transport. Gene Ontology annotation, molecular function: transmembrane transporter activity. The transcript has 3 exons. Gene Ontology annotation, cellular component: brush border membrane.